AUGUCCCCCGGAACCGAGCGGGAGGUGGAAACCCCGCUAAUUCCACCAGAAUACGAAGACCAAAAGGCUACACGACAGUAUCGCAUUCAAAUAAUUCUGCGGGUGUAUGCUGUGUCUUUCCAGUUCUUGCUCGCUAUGGCCGUGAUCGCGGCGCCCCAAACAGAUAUCGUCGAGAACAUCAUCUGCAGACACCUCCAUGACCCGGAACGAGAUCUCACCAACCAGCCCCUUGACUGUAAGAGAGAGGCGGUCCAAAGCGAACUGGCGUUGGUGCAAGGAUGGGGAGACUCCCUCAUACAGAUUCCAGGAAUUUUCCUUGCGCUUCCGUAUGGAAUUUUGGCUGAUAAAUACGGUCGCAAGCCUGUGUUCAUGCUAUCCUUUCUUGGGGUACUCCUCAGCGAUACCUGGGUCAAAAUCGUUUACCUAUUCCCUGAUAGCCUUCCUAUUCGUAUGGUCUGGGCGGCGCCCAUCAUUCAAGUCAUCGGCGGUGGUCGCGCUGUUGGCACCCUUCUCACAUAUACUAUCAUCGCGGACGUCGUCCCUCGAGCGGAACGGUAA
Molecule: messenger RNA, 558 nt
Organism: Aspergillus udagawae
Lineage: Eukaryota; Fungi; Ascomycota; Eurotiomycetes; Eurotiales; Aspergillaceae
Product: MFS transporter
Exons: 3
Coding region: 1-558 (185 amino acids)
Biological process (GO): transmembrane transport
Cellular component (GO): membrane
Molecular function (GO): transmembrane transporter activity
Source: RefSeq, a predicted model, not a curated record